Molecule: messenger RNA, 1578 nt
Organism: Diorhabda carinulata
Lineage: Eukaryota; Metazoa; Arthropoda; Insecta; Coleoptera; Chrysomelidae
Exons: 2
Coding region: 1-1578 (525 amino acids)
Source: RefSeq, a predicted model, not a curated record
AUGUCAGGAAAGUUUAAGGGGGUCAAAACGAGAAUCCUUAAUGAUAACCCUCACGCCUACUUUUCUCCAUGUGGCGCACACUCCUUAAAUCUCUGUGGCGUUCACGCUAUGGAAGUGAGCACAGAAGUUAAGUCAUAUUUCGGCAACGUUCAAAAGUUGUACAAAACUUUUUCAAUGAGUCCUAGUAGAUGGAAGAUUUUGCAAACAACUACCGGAGUGUCCCUCCAUUCAGUUUCAACCACAAGGUGGAGUGCUAGAGUUGAUGCGAUUCGUCCCCUCACUAAAAGGUAUCAAGACAUUAUUCAUGCUUUGGUCAGCAUAUCAGAUGAAACGAACUUACCACCAGAAACGCAGGCUGACGUUGAUGCCUUGAUUACAUGGAUGAACUCGUUUGAAUUUGUUUUAUUUACCAAAAUUUGGUAUAAAACUUUGAAAGUGAUUGAUGAAAGGAAUAAAGUCUUACAAAAUUCAAAGAUUACCGUAAAGGACUCUGCAAAAAUAAUGGAAGGCUUAAUUUCGGACAUUGCAACUAUAAGGAGUAGUUGGGAUAAGUUUUUGGAAGAGUCCAAGUCAAUUGCGUCGACCUUCCUAAUAUCGCCUGAAUUUAAGCCGACAAGAGGGAGAAAAAAGAAAACGUUUUUUGAUGAUUCGGAGGUACCUGACCAUAGCUUCAACGUGACAGAUCGGUUCAAAGUGGAAGUUUUUUUGCCGUCCAUAGAUUUGCUCUCUUUGGAAAUAAAAUCAAUAACUGAGAAGAUGAAAGAAUUGUCUGAUGUAUUCACACCGAUCAUAUCUCCUACCGAAAACACGUUACAACUUAAUCAACUCUAUGUUGAUGGUGUAGCAGAAGAUCUGGUCAACGGAUACCCACGAGAUCUUACAAAGGAUGAGUUAGCAAAUGAAUUGACCAUUUACUUUAAGCUACUUAAAGAUGGCGUGAUCAACUCAGGAGAAGGAAACUUGAACUGUGCAGUUGAUAUUUUGAACAACAUUUACCAAAAAGGCCUUGAACACAUAUUACCGCAAAUUUGCACCUGCUUACGAUUACUAGCUGUAAUACCAGUUUCAGUUUCUGGUGAGAGAGCCUUCAGCAAAAUGUCGCUCAUAAAAAACAGGCUGAGAUCUGCAAUGGGAGAAGAUAGACUUAACCACUUAAUGAUAUUAAGUAUUGAACAUGACAUAGUAAGAAAAAUAAGUUUUGAUGAAGUGAUAGAGGAUUUUGCCAGAUUAAAGUAUGGCUUCAAUUGCUCUUUUCACACCAAUGAAGAACAACCAGUGCGCUUAAUUUGCAAAGAAGUUUUGGCUGCAGAAAGCAUGAAACCGUCAAAACUGCAACGACAUUUGAAUACUAAACAUGCAACGUUAUUAAAAAAGCCAAUAGAAUAUUUUGAGCGUCUUUUGCAAACAUCAAAUAAAGAAAAGAACACUUUGGAGAAGUAUGUUACUUUGAAUGAUAAAUAUCUAUUGGCAGUUUCGUAUUUGAUAGCAAAAACGAAAAAGCCUUUUACUACUGGAGAGCAACUUUUACUACCUGCAGCUAUAAGAAUGUCUGAAAUUGUUCAUGGAAACCAGUGCUGA